Messenger RNA from Myripristis murdjan (pinecone soldierfish), 12894 nucleotides. RefSeq names its product laminin, alpha 5 (gene lama5). Gene Ontology annotation, cellular component: basement membrane. Gene Ontology annotation, biological process: regulation of cell migration; regulation of embryonic development; cell adhesion. Bases 235 to 11316 code for a protein of 3693 amino acids. The record is from RefSeq and is a predicted model, not a curated record. Gene Ontology annotation, molecular function: signaling receptor binding; extracellular matrix structural constituent. The transcript has 80 exons. Lineage: Eukaryota; Metazoa; Chordata; Actinopteri; Holocentriformes; Holocentridae.
AGAGAACCCACGGUGCACCGCUCUCCAAAACAGCCGGACAAACACGAACCCCCUUUUCCUCUCUCUCUCCUCAACGCUGCAGCUCGUUCCUGUCACUUUUACCGACCAGAUGCUGCAUCACGUCGAGGCUUAGCGGCUCAUCUCUCCUCACUUUUGAUUACUUAUUCUUUAAAAAAAAAAAAUUCCAUUUUUGUUUCUCAAACUUGUGGGAGCGGACCGAGCGGGCAGGUGGAGAUGGCGAUGGGACCGGCGCCGGGGGCUGCGCUCCGGCCGGCUUGGCGCACCCAGACGCGGGUCGCUUUGCUGCUCCUGUCGCUGCUGAGCGGCGUGUCGGCCCAGGAGCUGCCGACCAACGGCGUGAACGGCUACAGCCUGCACCCGCCUUACUUCAACCUGGCCGAGGGCACCAAGAUCACCGCCACGGCGACCUGCGGGGAGGACGAGAACGGCCGGACCGUGCAGGACCUGUACUGCAAGCUUGUCGGGGGCCCGGUGUCCGGAGACCCCAGCCAGACCAUCCAGGGCCAGUACUGUGACAUCUGCAGCCAGGGGGAGAGCGACCGCGCCCAUCCCAUCACCAACGCCAUCGACGGGACGGAGCGCUGGUGGCAGAGCCCGCCUCUGUCCCGCAGCACCGAGUUCAACGAGGUCAACGUCACCCUGGACCUGGGACAGCUCUUCCACGUGGCCUACGUGCUCAUAAAGUUCGCCAACUCUCCCCGACCCGACCUCUGGGUGCUGGAGCGAUCCGUCGACUUCGGACAGACCUACCAGCCCUGGCAGUUCUUCGCCUCCUCGAAGAGAGACUGCAUCGAGCGUUUUGGUCAGAGGACCAUUGAGAGAAUCAGCCAUGACAACGACAUCAUCUGCACGACAGAGUACUCACGCAUAGUGCCGCUGGAAAAUGGAGAGAUCGUGGUGUCCCUGGUGAACGGCCGUCCCGGGGCGAUGAAUUUCUCCUACUCCCCCGUGCUGAGGGAGUUCACCAAGGCCACCAACAUCAGGCUUCGCUUCCUGAGGACCAACACGCUGCUGGGCCACCUGAUGGGCAAGGCGCUGCGCGACCCCACCGUCACCCGCCGGUACUACUACAGUAUCAAAGACAUCAGCAUUGGAGGACGCUGUGUGUGUAACGGACAUGCUGAGGCCUGCAACGCCAAGGACCCCAAUGAUCCAUUCAAGUUACAGUGCGACUGCCAGCACAACACCUGCGGCGUGUCAUGUGACCAGUGUUGCCCCGGCUACAACCAGUUACCGUGGAAACCGGCCACGACCUACAGCGCUAACGAGUGUGAACCGUGUAACUGUCACCGCCACUCGUUCGACUGUUACUACGACCCGGAGGUCGACCAGAACAGAGGAAGUGUCGACGUCCACGGACACCACCGAGGAGGAGGAGUCUGCCUCAACUGCCAGCAUCACACCACAGGAGUGAACUGCGAGCGCUGCAUCCCGACCUACUACCGCUCCCCGGACCACCCCAUCGACUCGCCGCUCGCCUGCUCACCGUGUGCGUGUGAGUCCGAGUUCACAGACGGGACGUGUGAGGAUCUGACCGGCCGCUGUUACUGCAAACCAAACUACACCGGGGAGAACUGCGACUCCUGCGCCAGCGGCUUCAUCAACUUCCCCGACUGCUACCCCGUCCCCACCUAUCCCACCAACAACAACAACAACGGAGAGGCCAAACCUGCAGGAGAGAUCAUCAACUGCGAGUGCAGCGCCGCCGGGACGGUGGAUAACUCCUGCCGGCCGGAUCCCCGGACUCGAACCUGCGUCUGCAAACAGGGUUUCACCGGCGACCACUGUGACACCUGCGCUCCUGGUUUCUACGGCCUCAACUGUCAGGCCUGUCAGUGCUCGGGUCCUGGCUGUCUGGACGGGUCAUGUGACUCGGUGACCGGACACGGUGUGUGCCGAAGUGGUUUCCAUGGUUACCACUGCGAGCAGUGUGCGCCGGGCUACUUCAACUACCCGCUGUGCCAACUGUGUGGCUGCAGCACCGUCGGCUCCCUGCCCGGCGGCUGCGAUGCGUCCGGUCGCUGUCUGUGUAAACCGGAGUUUCAGGGCCCUCGAUGUGAACAGUGCAGAUCCGGGUUCCACUCCUAUCCCAACUGUCAAGUGUGCAGCUGUGAUCCUCGCACCUCAUUGGACGACAGCUGCAGCGCGUCGGGUCACUGCCACUGCCGGCCCAAUUACAGCGGCGCGUCAUGUGACCAGUGCGCACCUGGUUACUAUGGCUACCCGAGCUGCACGCCGUGUCAGUGCUCUGCUCAAGGCUCUCGCUUCUCCAGCUGCAACCAGCUGACGGGACAGUGUGUGUGUCUGCCCAACGUGGUGGGACUGAGGUGUGACAGCUGUGCACACGGCGCCUACGGCUUCCCCAACUGCCAAGCUGGUACGUGCCACCCGGCCGGCUCUGUUCAGCAUGUAGCUCAGCCACCACUGGGCCAGUGUUUGUGUCGUGAAAAUGUGGAGGGCGGAGCCUGCGACAGGUGUAAAGCUCUGUACUGGAACCUGUCCCCUGACUCUCCUGAUGGAUGUUCCAGCUGUGAAUGCAACAUCCCAGGCACGGUGAGCGGCGUGGCCGAGUGUGCACAGAGCACCGGUCAGUGCCACUGUAAGCCCAACGUCUGCAGUGGAACCUGCUCCUCAUGUAAAGACGGAUACUACAACCUGCAGGAGCAGAACUACUUCGGCUGCCAGGGUUGCCAGUGUGACAUCGGCGGCUCGGCGGGUCAGUCCUGUGGAGAGAGGAACGGCAGGUGUCGCUGCAGGCCCAACGUGGAGGGACCCAAAUGUAACCUCCCUCGUCCAGAUCACUACUUCCCCGACCUGCACCACCUGAAGUUUGAGAUCGAGGAGGGCACCAUGCUGGACGGCAGGCCGGUGCGAUUCGGCUACAACCCUCUGGAGUUCAGAGACUUCAGCUGGAGGGGCUACGCUCAGAUGUCGCCCAUCCAGAGUGCAGUGAAGCUUCAGGUUCAUGUGAGCGAGGCAGAUGUCUAUCUGACUCGUUUCAUCCUCAGAUACGUAAACUCUGAGAGCUCCACCUCCAACGGUAAAAUAACAGCCUAUCAGAACAGCCGCAGAGGCUCGGAGCAGUCCAAGCAGAUCGUCUUUGCUCCCAGCGUGGAGCCGACCUUCGUCAACGUUCCCCAGAACAGCUUCGUGGAGCCGUUUGUCCUGAACCCGGGAACCUGGACCGUGGUGAUCGAGGCUGAGGGGAUACUGCUGGAUUACCUGGUGCUGCUGCCCAGCGCUUACUAUGAAGCUCCCAUCCUGCAGAUCAGAGUCACAGAGCCCUGCACCUACAGCCCUGCACCUGACGCCAGCCCCAACUGUCUGCUGUACAGUUACCUCUCUCUGGACUCCUUCCCCUCCAUCUCCGGUGGCGAUGCCAGCUGUCGCUAUGACAACCAUCUGCCCCGCCCUUGCCUCACAGAGAAGAUCACGCUGCGUCACCCCGACAUGGCCAUCUGCAGCGGCAAUGACAUCAACGUGCAGCUGCGUGGUCGGCUGCCGGCUCCGGGCGACUACGUCCUGGUGGUCGAAUAUUCCAGCGAGGAGGAAACUCCACAAACCCUGUCGGUGUCGGUGAACAUGCCCGGAGGACGGUCGCACCAGCACCGAGUCACCCUGCUGCACUGCAAGUACAGCUUCCUGUGUCGAGCCGUCACCAUCGACGGGCAGAACCGGGUGGCCGUCUUCUCGCUGCCCGCGGACGCCGAGGUGCAGCUCAUCUCCGACCGCGCCAGCUUCUUCCUGCACAAAGUCUACCUGGUGCCUAAGGAUCAGUUCACCAUGGAGUACGUGGAGCCCAAGGUUCACUGCAUCAGCACACACGGACAGUUCUCACCUGACAGCUCCUCCUGCGUCCCGUCCCGUUUCCAGACCCCCUCGGACUCCCUGGUGCUGAAGGAGGGUCAGGCCUCCUCGGUGCAGGAGCCCGUCCUGGCCUCCCCUCCCGAUCCUCCUCCUCUGGCCGCCCAGCAGUCAGACCAGCCCGUCUGGACCGGAGGAGAAAGACCUCCCAAGGCGGCGGACAACAGCGAGCACGUCCGGCUGGACUCGCUGCAGAAUGCAGUGGUGUACUCGACCCGCGUCCACUCCCUGGGCCGCUACGUCUUCAUCCUGCACUACCACCAGCCGCUCCACCCCUCCUACCCGGUGCAGGUCUACAUCAAUGGGGGACGAAUCUGGCAAGGCCACGCCAACGCCUCCUUCUGCCCUCACGCGUACGGCUGCCGAAACGUCCUGGUGUCGGAGAAUCAGAUCAUCCUGGAUGUGACGGACCACGAGGUCUUCCUCACCGUGCAGAUCCCAGCAGGGAAGACGCUGUGGCUGGACUACGUGCUGGUGGUGCCGGAGAGCAGCUACAGCUCCAGCUACCUGAACGAAGAGCCCCUGGACAAAUCCUACGACUUCAUCAGCAGCUGCGGCCAGAACAGCUUCUACAUCAAUCCGUCCGCCGCCUCGCCGUUCUGCGUCAGCUCUGCCGUUUCUCUGUCGGCCUUCUUCAACAACGGCGCUCUGCCCUGCGCCUGCCACGAGGUGGGGGCCGAGAGCGACGCCUGCGAGCUGUUCGGCGGGCAGUGUCGCUGCAGGCCCAACGUGAUCGGCCGAGAUUGCUCCAUGUGCGCCACGGGCUACUGGGGUUUCCCCAACUGCAGACCCUGUAACUGCGGCACCAGGCUGUGCGAGCCGGUGACCGGCGACUGUAUCUGCCCUCCGAGGACCCUCCGCCCCGAGUGCACCCAGUGCGAGCCGCAGACGUUCGGCUGCCACCCGGUGGUCGGCUGCGAGGUCUGCAACUGCUCUCGGCCCGGUGUCACCGCGCCGGACGCCAGCUGUGACACGCUCAGCGGACAGUGCAGAUGUAAGAACAACAUCAUCGGCCGGCAGUGCGACCGCUGCGCUCCUGGUUUCUAUGGUUACCCCAACUGCAGACCAUGUGACUGCAACGAGGCGGGAACCGAGGAGGAAGUGUGUGACUCCAUCACAGGACAGUGUCUCUGCAAGGAGAACGUGCAGGGCUCGCGCUGCGACCAGUGCCGAGUCGGGACGUUCCACCUGGACCCCACCAACCCGAAAGGCUGCACCAGCUGCUUCUGCUUUGGAGCCACCGACCGCUGCCGCAGCUCAGACAAGCGCCGCACCGAGAUCAUGGACAUGGUGGGCUGGGUGCUGCUGGGAGCAGACAAACAGGAAGUGCCGGUGACGACGUAUCCCGGUCAGGACCUCGUGGAGGCCGACCUGAGCGACGUGCCCGAUGUUUAUCAGGACCUGCACUGGCACGCGCCCAAGACCUACCUGGGAGACAAGGUCUCGUCUUAUGGAGGUUAUCUGAGGUAUCGUCUCCACACUCAAACCAUGCGAGGGGAUGUGUUGUCUCUGCCUGCAGAAGCCUCCAGGCCUGACAUCAUUCUCAAGGGAAACCAGAUGACUCUGGUGUUCAUGGAGAGAGAGUACUCGUCACCUGAGGAGCCUCACCUGGGCAUCGUUCACAUGGUGGAGGGAAGUUUCCGUCACGCUCAGACGGGGAACUCGGUGUCCCGGGAGGAGCUGAUGAUGGUUCUGGUCGGGCUGGAGUCUCUGCAGAUCCGGGCCCUGCACUCGCAGUCGGCUCACUCCGUGUCGCUGCGCGGCGCCGUGCUGGAGGGCGCCGAGAACCUGCCCGCCGGUCGCCAUGCCAACAACGUGGAGAUCUGCAUGUGUCCCGCCAACUACCUGGGAGACUCCUGCCAGAAAUGUGCUCCGGGUUACUACAGGGACACUAAAGGCUUGUUCCUGGGGAAGUGUGUUCCCUGUAACUGUAACGGACACUCGGAUCAGUGUCUGGACGGCUCUGGGAUCUGUGUGAACUGCCAGCACAACACGGCCGGCGACCACUGUGAGAAGUGUCAGGGCGGUUUCCUCGGCAACAACAGUCUUGACGGACAGGCGGUGUCGUGCUCCAGCUGUCCGUGCCCGCUGCAGGUCGCAUCCAACAAUUUUGCCGUGGGCUGCGUGGAGAAGCCCAACAGGAUGCAGUGUCUGUGCAUGCCGGGCUACGCUGGACCCAACUGUGAAAGGUGCGCUCCCGGGUUUUACGGCAACCCCAUGGUGAUCGGCAGCACCUGCCAGCCGUGCCGUUGCCACGACAACACGGACUCCAACAUGCUGUUCAGCGACUGCCACCCGCUGACCGGCGAGUGUCUGAGCUGCAUGCACAACACGGCCGGGAAGCACUGCGAGAUCUGCGCCCCCGGUUACCAUGGAGACGCCAUCGCUGCCAAAAACUGCACCCGAUGCAGCUGUGACCCGUGUGGCACCGAGUCAUGUGACCCUCACAGCGGGCAGUGCCGCUGUAAACCGGGAGUCACCGGGCCGCUGUGUGACCGCUGUGAGGGCGGCUCGUUCGGCUUCUCCUCGUGCUCCGGCUGCCGUCAGUGUGACUGCGACGCCUCGGCGGCGCUGGUGCAGCCAUGCGACCCGGACAGCGGCCAGUGUGCCUGCCAGCCCGGGGUCAACGGGCCCAGCUGCAGACAGUGCGCCCCCGGGUACUGGGACUACAGCCCCAACGGAUGCAGGAAGUGUGAGUGUAAAGGCGGCCGCUGCGACCCGCGGACAGGAGAGUGUCACUGUGCUGACGGACUGACGGGAAAACAGUGCGACACCUGCUCACACAAAUACAGCGUGCCCAUCCAGCAGGGACAGGACAUGCACUGUGAACCAUGUGACAGCUGUGUCGUCGUCCUGUUGGAGGAUCUGGACAACAUGAACGACAACUUCCGCUCGGUGGCCCAUCAGCUGAAAAACCUCAACGCCAGCUCCAUCGCCUGGGCCCAGCUGCACAGCCUCAACAAGUCUAUGGAGGACAUCGCUCGUGCCAUCGAGAACUACAACAACUCUCUGGAUGAAAGCAGGAACCGGGCCAACAUGGUGGAGGCUGAGAUCAUCAACAUCAACGCUGAUAUUAACACACUGGAGAACAAGGUGGCAGCGACAAGCGACAAGGCCGAUAACCUGGAGGACAAUACCAGUAACACACACCAGAGGGCGCAAGACCUGCUGUCCUUCAUCAACAGCAUGACCGGGGAUAUAAACGACAUGAUACUGAUGGCGAACCGGUCGGCUCUGAACCAGACGGAGGCGGAGCAGGACGACGAGGACAGGGAGAGGAAGAUGAGGGAGGUGGAGGCCAUGAUGAGGGAGAUGAGGUACCGCAGCUGCGUGGGACAGAAGAAAAUAGCCGACAGAGAGAAGGCAGAGGCACAGAAACUGCUGGAUCGUGUCAACAAGGAGCUGGUGGGCCGUCAGGGGGACAACGACGACUUGGCCCAGAAUAUCCGAGACCGUCUGGCGAAGUUCCACUCGGAGAUGAUGGACCUCAGAGACGCCCUGAACGAGGCGGUGAACAACACGGCCAGAGCCGCCGAGACCAACAACGUCAACGAGAAAGCUCUGGAGGAGACCAAGAGGAAGAUCGAUGACCUGGCCUCCAAGCAGAAGGAGGUGGAGGACCUGCUGCAGAUGGCCGAGGACGACGUCGCACAGGUCAACGAUUUGCUCUCCAUGCUGCACGACUCCAAAGAGGAGUACGAGCGGCUGUCGGCUCAGCUGGACGGCGCCCGCAUGCCGCUCGCUGAGAAAGUGCAGAACUUUAAUCCGACCGAAUCGAACGCCGACCUGGUGAAGCGGGCGGAGGAACACGCCGCGCUGCUGGACGAACUGGCCAAGAACCUCACCAGUCUGAUCGUAGGAACGCGGCUGGAGGAUUUUGCAACGGCGUCGCAAGCCUACACCAACAUCAUCAACCGCAUCCGAGAGGCUGAGGACGCCGCCAACAAGGCCGACAAGGCUGCCACAGAUGCACUGGAGAACACAAAGAACCAGAACCUCAGUCAAACAGCCAACUCUCUGAAGAACCACAGUCUGGACCUGAGAGACGAAGCCCAGCAACUACAGGAUGACCUCAACGAUGAGCUGAAGCCGCAGCUGGCCGACGCCAAGAGGAGGCUGGACGCCGCCAAGAGCAAAUACGAUGACCUGAAGAAAGAGCUGGAGGCCGCUCAGGACAGCCUCAACUUCACCACAGACCUGAGCGCGGAGAUCGACGCGGCGAAACGAGCGGCGAAGCAGGCGAACGACACGGCCACCCGGGUCAACGAGGUCCUGAAUCCCAUCAAAGACCAGGUGAGCCAAUGGGAGCAGAGCUACGGCGACGCCAACGCCACCAACGAUGACAUCAACAACGCCCUGAUGGAGGCCAACAAGACAGUGAGCAUGCUGGGUGAAACCAUCCCGCUGCUCAUGAAGAAGCUGGACAAGCUGCAGAAUCACUCGGCUCAGAUGCCCAACAUCUCGGAGAACAUCAGCCGCAUCCGACAGCUCAUAGAGCAGGCACGCAGGGCUGCCAGCAAGGUGAGCGUCCCGAUGAAGUUUAACGGGACGUCCGGUGUUCAGGUGCGAACUCCCAGUAACCUGGCCGACCUGGCAGCCUACACCUCUCUGAAGUUUUACAUCACCCUGCCGGAGGCGGCUCGCCCCAAACGGCAGGACAACAUCACCAAACAGUUCAUCUUCUACCUGGGCAGCAAGGAUUCCGGCAAGGACUUCCUGGGCAUGACGUUGGAGGGGCGGCGACUGCGUUGGUACUUUAACGUUGGAGGAGAUACGGCUGCAGUGGUGAUGCCAGAGGACCUCAUGUCUAACGGGGAGUUCAACAAUGUGGUGCUGGAAAGAAUCCUGCAGUACGGUCAAAUGGCCAUGUCUACUGACACCAGCGACCUGCGCGUGACGAAGGUUCGUGUGGAGGCUGGAGGAGACAAGGGGCUGCUCAACCUGCUGACCGACGACACCGUCUUCUACGUGGGAGGUUAUCCCAGUACUUUCACUCCUCCUCCCCAGCUGGCUCUGCCAAACUUCAAGGGCUGUAUUGAGCUGGAGACGCUGAACGAGGAGGUGCUGAGCCUCUACAACUUUGAGAACACCUUCCAGCUCAACACCACAGAGGAAGUGCCCUGUGGCAGGAGCAAGCCGGCGCUGACUCAGCAGUGGGUGAGCGACGCGGCGUAUUUCGACGGCACCGGAUACGCCGAGAUCACCUUCAAGGAGGACGCGGGCACGAUACAGCGCUUCGAACAGGAAGUCAAACUGCUGUCGCACAACGGAAUACUGCUCAUUCUGCAGAACGGGGACAACUUCCUGUGCCUGGCGGUGCUUCAGGGCAGGCUCAAGGUGUUCUACGAUUUCGGCGGUGAACUGAAGGAGCUGGAGCCCAAAGACACGAUGUUAGAGCACCUCAAGAUCAGUGACGCCAACCCCAAAAGCCUGGAGAUCAUCAUCCUGCGCAGCAGCUCCAAACGCAUCGUGGUGAGGAACAACCGCAUCCCGCUGUACAGCCACCAGUUCACCGAGGACAUCCCCUCCUUCAGCGGCAGCUACUUCCUGGGAGGAGUCCCAGAGGACAGGAUGCCUGACAAGCUGAAGCCUCUGUUCCCUAAGCACGGCUCUCUGAAAGGCUGCUUCAGAAACCUGAAGGCGCUGGGCUCUCACAUCGACCUGAAGAGGAUGAAGAGCUCGGGUGUGAGCUACGGCUGUGCCGACGACCUGCUGGUGGCCCGUGAGGCUCACUUCUCCGGUCAGAGCUACCUGGACUUGGCUCCAACCAACGUCCCCAGCCUCAGAGACAACUUUUACACCGGCUUCGGCUUCAGGACCGACCAGAAGUCUGGACUCAUGUUCUACCACCAGGCCCAGGAUGGAGUGUGUCAGGUGUUUUUGGAUAAGGGUCAUGUGGUGGUGAGGGCCGGAAACAGCGAGAUCAGGACACAGAAGACUUACAACGAUGACAGCAGUCACUACGUGGCUCUCUACAUCAACAGCAACGGGCUGCGUCUGUACAUGGACGACACGCUGGAGAAAGGGAACGAAGGCGGCAGGCUGGGCGGCGGCGGGCGCGGCGCGACACCCUCGGCGGGCACCAUCUUCCUGGGAGGAACACCCGACCAAACCCUCAACAACCUGACGGGCUGCAUCAGCAACCUGUUCAUUAAGAGGGUGACGAGUCCUCAGAUGGUUCUGAACCUGAUGAAAGCCCGAGAGAACGUCAACGUUCCCCUGGACUGUCCCGCCGCCAAGAAGCCUCAGCAGAUACUGGCCGCUGCGCCCAAACACGGCAAGAGCCACAAGGGGAAGCACAGGAAGCCGUCGGGCUCUCGCAGUCGAAACACACGCGAGUCGUGCCAGCCGGAGCUCUCGGCCCAGGAGAGCGGAGCGACACACUUCAGCGGCUCCACACACAGCUACCAGAGAUACGACACACUGCCCAGCUCCUUCAGCACUGCGCCGCACGUCUCGCUGGCGUUGAGGAUCAACUCGUCUGACGGCCUGGUGCUGCUGGUGGGCGGCGGCCCGCACAGAGGAGCCGUGAUGUCACUCGGCGUGUCGGACGGCCACCUGCUGCUGCUGCUGGACGGAGGGAGGAGGAAGGUCAGCCUGCGCAGCCGCAGGAAGUACGACGACGACCAGUGGCACACGGUGUUUAUAAAGCGCGAGGGAGAGAAGGCCAGUCUGAUCGUGGACGGCAUCAACAGCCAGUCAAAGAGAGUCCCAGGAGGGGAGCGGAGUCGCCUCGCUGGGCCGCUGUAUGUGGGCGGAGCCCCGCCCACGCUGACGGCUCCAGGCUCAGGCGGCUUCGUGGGAUGUGUCAGGGAUCUGAAGCUGAACGAGGCGCCCGCAGGAAGCCCCGCCCACAGCCAGGGGGCGGUGCCCUGCUUCCAGAACCCUCUGCAGCCCGGAGCUUACUUCUCCAGCCAGGGGGGGCACCUGGCCGUAGACGAGUCUUUGGUUCUGGGUCGGGAUCUGGAGAUCCAGCUGGAGGUUCGGCCCGUCUCGGACUCGGGGCUGCUGUUGCAUGCUGGGACAUCGGCAGACCACCACCUCAGCUUGGUCCUCAAUCAGGGGAAGGUCACAGUAUCAAUGAACAGUGGCAGCGGUGAAUUCUCUACCUCCUUCACUCCUGAGGAAUCUCUGUGUGACGGACGCUGGCACACCAUCACAGUGGUGAAGAGGAACAACAUCCUGCAGCUGCACGUGGACGCAGCCAGCGAGCACAUGGUCGGCCCCAAACAGAGCCGCUCCGCAGGGGGCAAAGAGACAGUUUACCUGGGGGGAGCACCUGAUGGCGUGCCGGUUCCUGCUCUGCCCGCCGGCCUGCCCUCCUUCCACGGCUGCAUCCGCAGAGCGACGCUCAACCAGCGGCCGGCCAUGCUCAACAAACCGCUGGCCGUGCACGGAGCUGCAGGCACACAGGGCUGCCCGCACAUGUAGCCCCACACACACACACACACACACACACACACGCUUAUCCUCACAUUCCCCAACUACAAAUUACUGGUGGUGGGUGUCUUAUGUUACUGUAGCUAAUUUAAAAAAUAGAUAUAUAUAUUAAAAAAAAAUAUUUAUUUUUUAUUUUUGAGAAAAGUGUAUAUUUUUUAUUUUUCCGUUUUGUCCUCAUUACUAUUCCAGGUGUGUGUGUGUGUGUGUUGCCACAGGGUGCUAUGAAACAGAGCUGUGUGAGGCUGGAGAUGCACAGAUACUGACAGUGGUACAGGACAAGACGCCGCAGGGACGAGAUUAAUGAGACUGACAUCAGAUCUCAAAAAAACCAAAAGUCACACAUUAGCAAUUAAAGCAAAAUCACUGAUUCUUGUAUAUUUGUUGUAAAUUUGAUUAUAUUCUUUUUUUUUUUUUUUUUUUUUUUUUGACGUCCAAUCCCUUAAUCAGUUUAUUGUUGAGGUUAAGGGUUUUUUUCAGAAUGGACUCACACACACACACACACACACUGAGGAAGUCGAACGUGCCGAGUUGCUGCAGUGUGUUCUCCGUCACACACGAGUGACACGGCUGGGCAACGCAGAACAGCGACUGAAUGAGCUGAAGCCUCCAUGUACAAAAGAUUUAGUUUGACUCAGCCUAAAUUCUGCUGGUCAUUGCUUCUUCUUCUUCGUCUUUUUUUUUAUUUUUUUAUUUUUGCAGAAUUAAUCAUCUGCAUGGCUCAGAAAUGUCGCCCGUGUGUCAUGGCCUUUGUAUUCUUCACUUAUCGUGUCUCUUCAUGUCUGCAGCCAGGAAAAGCUCCUUCACCUCAACAUCACAUGAAUUUCAAACGUGACUCCAAAUAGUUUUCCCUCUCUUUGAGCAGAAAACAUUUUAGCUCAGGGGAAGAGGAAAAAAAAAAAAAAAGGAAAUCUCAGCUGAAGCUGACUCUGACUUCCUGCUCUUCAGCUCUGCUUGUAAAAUAUUUCUCCCGUUUUCACCCUGUCAACAAGCUCCAUCCCCUCGAGCCUCACAGACCCAUCCAGCAGGAAUAAUCAGAUCCAUCCACAUCAUAUGAAAUUAUAUAGAAAUGCACAUUGUAUAUUUUGGUAUAACCUGAACUAUAUGGAUUUAUAUAUGAGGGGUUUUUAAAGUCCCCCUGCAGAUUGUGAGUUCUGUGUGAAUCCAGCUGUAUGAGCACAGGUGAAGCCACGGCCCGCUGUGACUCAGGGCUUCAUUUUGCCAAAAAAAAAAAAAAACUGUUUUCAGAAGCAACUUUCAUUUUUGUUUCAUUAUGAAUGAACAGAGCAAAGAUGAGUUCAAAAACCCUGCCAAAAUAAGUUUGUUUUUUUUUAUUCUAACACCAUCUGCAAACUGUAAUCUAACACAAAUGGACAAAUCGCCGCACGUUGUCCAAUCUGAACGCUUGAAAAAUGAAACACAACCUUGCAAAUGUGUUUUGAUGAAUUUGUGCCGAGCUUAUUAUUUCAGCUGGGUUUUAUCCACAUAUGCAGCCAGGAAACUAAGGCUCAAAUUUUAGCUUUUUUUUUUUUUUUAUUGUUAAACUAUGAAAACCACCUCAAUGAUUUUUUU